Molecule: messenger RNA, 2169 nt
Organism: Varanus komodoensis (Komodo dragon)
Lineage: Eukaryota; Metazoa; Chordata; Lepidosauria; Squamata; Varanidae
Gene: BRD7
Product: bromodomain containing 7
Exons: 17
Coding region: 89-2047 (652 amino acids)
Biological process (GO): regulation of transcription by RNA polymerase II
Cellular component (GO): nucleus
Source: RefSeq, a predicted model, not a curated record
CCGCCCGGCCUCGGCUCGGGCCCGUCGCGCGACGGCAACCGCAGCGGGCAGGGGGCGCGCGGGGCGCGGCGGGCGGCCGGCUCGGGCCAUGGGCAAGAAGCACAAGAAGCACAAGGCGGAGAAGUACCCGUAUGAAGAAUAUGUAGAAAAACCCCUAAAGCUGGUUUUAAAAGUCGGAGGAAAUGAAGUAGCAGAGCUUUCCACUCAGAGCACAAUACACGAUUCGACCCUAUUUGAAGACAAAAAUGAACAUGAAAAACACAAAGACAAGAAAAGGAAGAAGAGGAAAAAAGCUGAAAAGCAAGUUCCUGGAGAGGAGAAGGAAAAAAGGAGGAGAAAAGUAAAGGAGGAUAAAAAGAAGCGAGAUAGGGACCGUGGUGAUACCGAAGGAGAAAGAGAACUGAAAUGUCAAACUCCUGUAAGACUGGAAAUGCCACUUGAAAAACCACUGGCAAGCAGUUUAGCAAAACAGGAAGAAGUUGAGCAGACUCCACUUCAAGAAGCUUUGAACCAACUUGUCAGACAGCUGCAGAGAAAGGAUCCAAAUGCUUUCUUUUCAUUUCCUGUGACUGACUUUAUUGCUCCCGGCUACUCCAUGAUCAUUAAACGGCCAAUGGAUUUCAGUACCAUGAAAGAGAAGAUCAAGAACAAUGGUUACCAGUCCAUAGAAGAACUAAAGGACAACUUCAAACUGAUGUGCACCAAUGCCAUGGUCUAUAACAAACCAGAGACGAUCUAUUACAAGGCAGCAAAAAAACUCUUGCAUUCAGGAAUGAAAAUACUCAGCCAGGAAAGAAUUCAGAGCUUGAAACAAAGUAUUGACUUCAUGGCAGACCUGCAAAAAAGUAGGAAGCAGAAAGAUAAAGCAGGCGUACAGUCCAGUGGAGAAGACGACGAUGGCCUUGGAAAAGAUGCAGACUGCCCGGAUGGAGACCUCAAAACCUUUAAAAUUCCCAGCAAGGAGCACAAAAAGAAAGAAAAAGAUCUCCUUGAGGAAAAAAUAAGGAAUAGUAAUUUAGAGCGGGAACAAGAGCUGAUUGAACGGAUCAUUCGGGAGUCAGGGGGGAAGCUGACAAAACGACCUCCUAACGCUCAGUGUGAAUUUGAACGAAGAAAAUCAGAUGGCACAACCACCCUGGGACUUCUUAAUCCAGCAGAAGCAGCUGGGGAAGUCGGCCAUGGCUCUGCGAAGUUGGGUGUGACUGCCGGAAGACUUCAGUCAGGCGUCAAUACAUUACAAGGGUUCAAAGAAGACAAGCGGAAUAAAGUUACUCCCGUGAUGUACUUGAACUAUGGACCCUUUAGCUCUUACGCUCCAGCUUACGAUUCCACGUUUGCAAAUAUCAGCAAGGAUGAUUCAGAUUUAAUCUACUCCACUUAUGGAGAAGAUUCUAAUCAAGGGAAUUUCAGCAUUAACGAAUUUUUGGCCAAGUGUCAGGACUACCCCUAUGUAAUGGCUGACAGCUUGCUGGAUGUCCUCACCCAAGGAGGACAUUCUCGCUCACUGAGAGAGCUAGAGACGGUACAGUCAGCAGAGGAUGCCGAAGGCCUCCGUGAAAGGGCUGAAGUGGCCAAGGACAUAGAGGUUAUGGAAACGGAUCUGGCCAGCAGGUCCUCUCUUACUAAGGAGAGGCUCACAGCCCUGAGAGCAGUGAUCAAUUUUGGGAUGCCCACAGAGGAGUUUGAAUCCGAAGAAGCAGAGGUGUUCCAGAGAAAACUUGACGAAACCACGAAGUUGCUCAGGGAGCUCCAGGAUGCACAGAAUGAGCGGCUGAGCACAAAACCGCCUCCGAACACGAUCUGCCUCUUGAGUCCCUCUUACAAGGAGAUGCAUUUGGCCGAGAGAGUUACCAGUAACCUCAAAGAGCUUGCGCAGCAAGUCGCUCCCGGCGAUAUCGUGAGCACCUACGGAAUCCGCAAAGCCAUGGGCAUUUCGGUCCCUCUGCCAGACGUCGCAGAGAACUGCGUUGACCUCACGGAGGAGGUGGAAGAAGCCCCACAAGCUCCCAUUGCCAUUGGAAAUGAAUGUGAGCCCGUUGCCACGUGAUCCUUAGGCUAUUUAGACUUCAGCACUCUGCUUGCAGUUUACCCCAGCACACGUGUGGGCUCUUCGUGUGGGGUCUGUCUACGGAAACGUUUGAGUCCUUAAUAAAACCAUUUAAAAUUGAA